UUCCCGACCUCAUCUCAAAAUAUCACUUCCUCUCCACCUCUAUCCUUACAUCCGUUCGCUUUUCAAAAGCCUUGUCAAAACCAGCAGCAUGAAGGCGGCCCUUUUCGUACUUGCUUCUCUCUGUUCCGGUGGCGCACUUGGUAGUGCACUGCCCUCGGACAAAGCCAUUCUCCUCCUGCACGAUGGUACAUCAAAGACCGUCGAUAAGAGAGACCUGGGCGCCCACUUACCUAGAGUCUCUCUCUCGCCCCCCACUACCGAUUCUCUCCCGAAGUUCAUUAACACCGGAGAUGAACAUUUGGCUCCUUCACGCCGUUUGAACAAGCGCGAUGGUGCCCAGUUUAUCAUUCCCCUUCCUGACGAAGAAUUCCUCGGCUGGGACAUCUCGAUGUCCACCAUAGUCCACGCCAACGAGGCCGAAGCCACCGUCGCUAUGGCACAAGGCCAGAUGGUCGCCAACAGUAUCACUGUUGGGACCUCGUUCCAGGCAACCAUUGAGAAAUUCCUUCAAGUCGGCUACAGUAUCGAUGUUGGGCAUACCGAGACUGCAACUCUCACCGGCACGGUUACCAUGACAAUUCCGAAGAACAGAUGGGGCGCUAUCGUGAGCAACCCAUUGACCCUUCGCAAAAAGGGAUAUGUCUUCAACGGACAGCCCGGAAAUGGGCAGUAUGAGUACUACCAGGCGGACUCUUUCACACAUGAUACCUAUUCCUACGGCCAGAACUCCUUGUCCUGGGUGAAGGGCGUUGUUACCACCUGUUUGGGUGACUCCUAUCCUCUCAAGCGCUGUGUCGGGGAUGGGGAGCUGAAAUAAACCCUUUUGACCGCACGUGAAGGAAGCCUAGGUAGGCCAGUACGAAAGUGUCAUGCAUGCUUGAUCUGUUGGCGUGACAAGUCCAUGGUUUCUGUGUUUUCCGUAGUGUGGAUUUGGCUCAUCGCAAGAUAUUGGUUCUGUUUAGUGUUGUGUUGUGGGUCUAGAUUAUUCAAGGGUCAUUCUGCAAGCAGAUGCUAAUGGAACAUAGCAAGCGGCAAACCCAGAGUUUGUUA
Molecule: messenger RNA, 1050 nt
Organism: Aspergillus versicolor CBS 583.65
Lineage: Eukaryota; Fungi; Ascomycota; Eurotiomycetes; Eurotiales; Aspergillaceae
Exons: 1
Coding region: 89-817 (242 amino acids)
Source: RefSeq, a predicted model, not a curated record